GUGUGUCGUAGCUCGUCGCGAGUCGUCGUCGUCGUCGUCGUCGUUGCGGGGCGCGCGCGCGCUCGCGCGUCCGUUCGCGACCGACCGAGAGAACUACCACCAGCGCUCCGCAACUCUUUCUCUCUGUCUCUGUCUCUGGUGUAGGUGUAAUUGCGCGCCUCCGAUUUCUCUUGAUUUUAUUUUUUUCUUUCGCGAGUGCGUCGAUUCAUCGGCACCGCCCGACAACAUGCAUCGUCUGCAGCAUCAUCGUAAGCGGACCAGGGAAAGACGCGACUACGUCGUCGUCGUAGAGGCUCGGAGCCGUCCUCGUCGACGUUUCGGCCGACUAAGUUGCGCUGGAACUAGCGAGUACAUUUUUCAGAAGAGCGAGAUCGAACGCGAUCGUCCGGAUCGUCCGCAGUGUUGUAGCGCAGUGUCGUUUCCUCGGCCCUAGUGCUCGGCGGCAGUGCAGCUGCGCCACGCAAGAUCUCUAUCUACGUAUCGUGCGCGUGCGUGUGCUUGCGCGCGGGUGUGUGUGUGUGUGUUAUCGAAAACCCAUGUCACGCACACAAACAACCGAUCGAACGCAGAGAAAUAAUAAUAAUUAAAAAAAAAGGAAGAAGAAGAAGAAGAAGAAGAAGAAUAAAAUAAGUAGUGCAAAGUGAGAUCGAGGAAAGAAGCGAGUUUAUCGAAGCAGCGAACUGCGGACUGCAUCAUCAUCAUCAUCAUCAUGACGACGACGGGGUUGCGACACCUUCGGCUGACGACCGGCAUAUUCAUCUUCCUGGUUCUGGCGCUGAGAUCUGGCUCUGCGGGCAACGAGCGACGCCGCGACUCCAACUAUUACGGCACGCGGGUGGGCAGCUUCACGUCGUUCGCCCACGCGCUCAGCGGCGACGUCUACGUCGUCGACGAGUACACGCUCUUCGUGAAGAACUUCAGCUACGACGGCACGGCGCCCAACGCCGUCUUCUGGGUCGGCAACUCGUCCAUGCCCAUGCCCGACGGCACGCCCAUCUCCUAUCCGGAGCACCACAGCAGAAAUCCAUCCCCGCUGGGCUACUACAAGAACGCCGACAUACUGCUGAAGCUGCCGUACAACAUGAGGGUCCGCGACAUCAAGUACCUCAGCGUCUGGUGUCAACGCUUCACCGUGAACUUCGGCCAGGUGAACAUCCCCGCCAACCUCAAGAUACCCUCGGUGCGCGUGCUGCCCGAGUUCUCGCGGCUCGCUCACAAUCUGCGCAGCGACAACAUCACCAUCCUCGACAGCAAGACCUUCUACAUCCCUAAUCUGCACUACGACGGCGCCGGGCCGGACGCCUACUUCUGGGUAGGAAACGGGCCCCAGCCCAACGUCUACGGCACCAAAGUGCCCAACGAGAUGAACAGCUCGCUGCCGCUGCGCGGCUACGAGGGCGUGGACAUCGAGAUCGUGUUGCCGGGCAACCUCACCGUCUACGACAUCGACUGGCUGGCGGUCUGGUGCGUGCAGUACAGGCACAACUUCGGCCACGUGCUCAUACCCAAGGACCUGGACGUGCCGCCGGCCCUGGGACAGACCAAGAUCGCGCCGCCAUGGUGGUAUACUCCAACGAGCAGCACAGCCGCGCCCGAGCUCAGCAACUGCAUGGAGCUGCUCGACGGCCGCGUCCAGGUGCAAUGGGAGCUGCUGGGCGAGGACAUACACGUGCGCGUCACGGGCCGCAUCCGCGAGGAGCAGUACAUCGCGUUCGGGCUGUCGGGCGAGGACGGCCAGGCCAGGAUGCGUGGCGCCGACGUCGUCGUCGUGGGCUACAACAAAGACCGCAGGAGCUUCUUCGCCGAGGACUACUACAUGUCGGACUACUCGCAGUGCGACGGCGAGCGGGGCGUGUGUCCGGAUCACAAGAUAGGGGGGAAGAACGACGCGGUGCUGAUCAACGGCACGAGGAGGAACGGCGUGACCUCGGUGACGUACAAGAGGCCGCUGCGCACCAACGAGGCGCUCUACGAUAGGAUGAUACCCGAGACCGAGACGACCAUCAUCGCGGCCAUCGGACUGCUGAACAAGAACUACGAGGCCAAUGCGCACACGAGCGCCGACGCCACCGACGAGGACAUAAGGAUCAAUUUCGGGGCCAGGGGCAAGCACCAGUGCACCGGCUCGAUCUACGAGAUGCCGGCCGAGCCCGAGGUCAAGGCCUGGCCGGCGGCCACCAUCCAGGGCGAGACCAAUCUCGUCGCCCGGAUAGGACCCACCGGUGGGCCGCGCGGCUACUCGCGCAUCACCGGCCAGCCGUCGUGGGGCAUCGCCUGGUUUAUCAACGACAAGCUCAUCCCCGAGAUCACCGUGGAGCGCGGCCAGAAUUACACGUUCGUCGUCGAGGGCGGCAAGGACAAGACCAAUCCCGCCCGGUACCAUCCGUUCUACAUCACCGACAGCCCCGAGGGUGGCUUCGGCCAGCUCACCGACUCGCAGCAGCGACGCCAGAAGGUGUACGCGGGCGUCGAGUACGACGGCAACAAUUAUCCGUAUCCGACGGCGGCCGGGCGCUACUGCGAGUACAAGCACAGGCGCACCGACCAGAGCGCCAAGAGCGAGACCUUCGAGGAGUUCUUCGCCACGCUGAGGCUCGAGUGCGAGGAGGGCGAGCCCGCCACCAUCGUCUGGCACGUCGACGAGGACACGCCCGAUCUCGUCUACUAUCAGUGCUACACUCACAAGAACUUGGGCUGGAAGAUCAACGUGGUGGACGCGGGCGCCUCGUCCAAGAGCAAGUCGUCGUCGUCGGCCGGUCACCCGUCGCCGGCGGCCAUCCUCGUGCUGCUCCUGGCUGCUGGCCUGCAGCAGACCUUCCACGGCCUCCUCAGAUGAAGACUACUGUGACGCGCUGCGGGCGGAGGAGUGUGAACGAGCAAACAAAUGUGGUCAAUAAUUAAUAAAAAAAUUCGUUGAAGCUGCUCUCGCGCGACACGUUAUAUGUAUAAAAAAAUAAAAAAAUUAUGAUAAUAAUUGAAUCGAAACCUCGAUGAAAGUAUAACGACGAAAGUAAUACGUUACAAGGAGCACAAAACAAGAAGGUAAACGAUGAAAGUAAAACGAUAGCUGUAAGCAAAAAAAUAUGUAUAAUUAAGGGCAAAAAA
This is a messenger RNA of Trichogramma pretiosum, 3105 nucleotides long. RefSeq names its product protein Skeletor, isoforms B/C. The record is from RefSeq and is a predicted model, not a curated record. NCBI's taxonomy places the organism in Eukaryota, Metazoa, Arthropoda, Insecta, Hymenoptera, Trichogrammatidae. Bases 710 to 2836 code for a protein of 708 amino acids. The transcript has 9 exons.